Ambispora leptoticha is the source of this 1251-nucleotide messenger RNA. NCBI's taxonomy places the organism in Eukaryota, Fungi, Glomeromycota, Glomeromycetes, Archaeosporales, Ambisporaceae. The record is from the annotation of a GenBank genome assembly.
AUGUCUACUUCUACACCUGCAAGCCGCUCCUCUUUGGUUGAAAACUGGGACACUGAGACUCUUAUUGUUUUUUUGCAUGAGCUAAACUUAAGCCUUGAUGAGGACGAUUUUAAAAUUAUUCGUAAACAGAAAAUCGAUGGUCAAAUUUUCUCAGACAUGACCGAAAAAAAAUUUAUGAAAGAUGGUAUAAAGCGGGGGCCUGCUAUGAAACUUGAAAAACAAGCUAAAAUACUUCAAGAGCAAACGAGAGUUCUCAAAAAAGGCAAAAUCGAAUACUUUUGGCUUUUUCCAUGCUGUAUAUGGUCUAUUCAGCAUUUUAUAUCCUGGUCUACUAAUAUAUUUGGCCCUAUCGAAAGAAAUGAGGCGCAUACAGUAUUUUAUAAUACUUUAUAUAUUUUUCGUGAUGAUCCGAACACCUCACAAGAAAUUCUUGAAGUGGUUAGAAAUCUUUUACUUAAGAAAAAGGUUAAUGGAAAAAAAGUUCGCAAACCUUUAGCUGAUAUUUCUAACCGACAAGAAGAGGUGAUUUCAGAGAGGCCCGUCCCUUCAAAAUUAGAUUCGUUAAUUCUUUCCGCUCCUGUUGCUAAAAAACGAAAUAUUGGCGAAGUUUUAGAUAUUUCUGUAAACAUUCCAUUACGAAAUGAUGGAUCUAUAGAUAUUUUAGAGAUUUUGAAGAUUGCAGUUCGUGACUUCGACCAAGGUAUAAUAGCGCUAGGUUCCUCCCGCUCAUACAAAAGUUCAAACCACUUGUAUGUGAAUUCCGAGCAUUGUAUUAAAGUUCCUAGGGAAAGUACAUAUGAUGCUGAAAUGUACCGGGUCCUAGUAAAUUGGUUAAGAAAAGUCCAUGGCUAUGAAAUUACUGGCCAGUGGCAUCUAGAACAAGUUUGUGAUGACGGCGACUACCAUCAUCUUUAUUGCGACCUAACUAUAAAGAAACCUGAUAGUCCCCAUCUGGAAGCUCUUCUUGAACUCUUGGCAACAGCAUCGAUUUCAAAAUUAAAUGGACAUUUCGAGCAAGUGUUCAAGUAUACUGAGCAACUUCGUCCCCAAGAAAUUUGGAUCGUACACUUCUCUCGUGAAGAUUUUAUUGUAACCAAUCCAUAUUGGCAAUGCGAAAAGUUUCAGAAAAGAGGAUUAAAUGUUGUCCAUUUCUGGCAUGAUAAAGAGUUCAAAAAUGUGAGGAUGAGUGCCAGAUUUCGGGAUGCCACUGGCAAGUUUUGCGAAAUUAUAGAUGAACCGAUCCUUUCAUAG